AUGAUAAAAGUAAAAGUGACUUCGUUAUGUCUAGUAGUAAAACAAAGGUCUACGGGGAGCACUGUAGCUCCACGGCCGAACUACCCUUGCCGCGAAGCCGGACCAAGGCAGGGUAGCUCGGGUCGUGACGACGUUCCCACCUCCAAUCACAAGCUUCGUGGACGGAAAUACACCCGUUUCGCUUACUGGCGAUUUAUGGACCGGGCGAGGCUGAACACCCUGCCACUGAAAGGGUGUCCUAGGUGGGGCAACGAAGACCGCUGCAGACGAUGCGGCAGACAUAACGACACGACUUCCUAUAUAUUGUCACUGCUUGUCUAUGAUGUCCGCAUAACCAAGAGUCACGAUGCAACCCUGGAACUUCUGGGUUCAGAAAUCCGUGGGCACCCUCAGAAAAUACGACUAGGUAAGAGGGUGCUGUUCCAGGAGCUCGUGCCUGUCGUGGAAGUCCCGAAGGUGGUAGCCAGCUUACGCUCGGACCUCGAAACCAUCGACCGGUCCAAGAUCGUACGCCUAGUCGACGUCACAGUGCCCUAUGAGGGCGGGUGGCAGUCGGUGACGACGGUCAGGAAAAAAAAGCUGGAGAUGAAUGCGCCUGUGGCACGACUGCUCUCGGCAGGGGGAUAUAGAACUUCUGUGUACACCUUUGUGGUGGGGUCCCUCGGCACCUGGGACUCCACUAACCGGAUCACCUUCAGCCGCUUGAUAGUAGACAGUCGCAGGGAUUCUGCCCUGGACCACCGCUGCGUCUCUAAGUUUUUUAGAUGGAGCCGGGACAUCUAUGUGGAGCAUGUAAUGGGCAUCAAGCUGUACACGGGCUAG
This is a messenger RNA of Homalodisca vitripennis (glassy-winged sharpshooter), 822 nucleotides long. RefSeq lists its product as uncharacterized. Bases 1 to 822 code for a protein of 273 amino acids. Lineage: Eukaryota; Metazoa; Arthropoda; Insecta; Hemiptera; Cicadellidae. The record is from RefSeq and is a predicted model, not a curated record. The transcript has a single exon.